Messenger RNA from Apiotrichum porosum, 990 nucleotides. RefSeq lists its product as uncharacterized. The transcript is spliced from 11 exons. Bases 1 to 990 code for a protein of 329 amino acids. NCBI's taxonomy places the organism in Eukaryota, Fungi, Basidiomycota, Tremellomycetes, Trichosporonales, Trichosporonaceae. The record is from RefSeq and is a predicted model, not a curated record.
AUGGUCGCCCCCAACACUGCCCUCGUCGUUCUCCAGUCUGUUGGCCUCGUUCUGUCCUUGGCCACGUUUGGCGUGGCCCUCGCCAGCCUCAUCUUCUGGUGGGAACAUGGAUGGGACUGGCUUGUGUUCAAGCUGCCCCCGAUUCUAGCAAUAUUCCUGUUCUCUGGCCCUUCGUUCGUGUAUUAUCUUGCACGCCUUGCGUUUCCCGACAGCGCCUCUGUCAAGAAGGACUGCUCCAUACUCAGCGGGUUCUUCUUGAACGGCAUCCUGUCCUCUACCAUCUCGACGGUACAGACAGGGGAACUGAAUCAGCUCGGCCUCGCAACCACAAUCCUUAGCUGGAUCCUCACCAUGCUGAUCCUUGGCACGGCCCUGUUCGAGGCCUACUACGUCGCCAAGCACUACGGAAGCACCCCCGGGGCUACCCAACCCAUCAAGCUUCCUGACCACGACGAUGACGAUCAGCCUGCUUCUCCCGACCUUCCCGACACCAUGGAUUCAGAUGCGGUUGGAGCCCUGUUCGUGACUACCAGUGGAAGCGUCGUCCAGCCGUAUGAUGCCCUCGUGGCUCUGCGCAUCGCUGGCGCUGUCAUUGCAGUUAUCAGUCUAAUUGCGGCGAUUUUGAGUCUUCACCACAGCUCGGGUGGUAACGUCUUUGUCCUCAUGAGCCUCAUUCUCGCUGGCGCGGCCACAGUUGAGCACCUUCACUAUCUCGUUCGCCUUUGGUGGACGCCGUCGUAUGCUACGGCCGUCGUCACCGACACUGUCUCGCUUGGCCUGCUGUGCAUCUACGGGCUCAUUGUCGGAGUUGCCGAGCUGGUCACUGACAACUCGUCGCUUGGAGUCUUUGCAUGGUUCUUGGCCCUCACUAUGUUCAUCACCGUCCUGCUCGAGACCUUCUACACGACCCUCCACUAUGGCGGCGAGUGGAAGGCGUGGUGGCGCAGUUUCCACCACCUGGCUCCCAGUCCGGCACUUGCCGAAGACUAA